Messenger RNA from Helianthus annuus (common sunflower), 1245 nucleotides. RefSeq lists its product as uncharacterized. Bases 66 to 908 code for a protein of 280 amino acids. Gene Ontology annotation, molecular function: protein binding. NCBI's taxonomy places the organism in Eukaryota, Viridiplantae, Streptophyta, Magnoliopsida, Asterales, Asteraceae. The record is from RefSeq and is a predicted model, not a curated record. The transcript is spliced from 5 exons.
CUAAUUACCUUGAAAACCUCUCCCGGAGCACCGGAAUCCUCUUUCUCGACCUCACUGUUUUCAACAUGUCCAACACUACCCGACGGGCGAUCAACUUUCAAGAUUUAAUAUCGUUUUAUGAUAAAAGAGAAGAGGAGAUAAAGAGAAUGCUACGGGAACGUAAUCUACCGACUUAUGAUCUAACUGCAGACGAUGAAGGAUCUAGAGAGCAUUACUUCAACAUCUGUGUCCCUUUAUAUGAGGCAUCGAUAAGAUGUGACUGGAAAGCUCUAAAUGCCAUUUUUCAAAAGCACCCUUCCAUGGGAUUGGAAAGGUGUAGUAUCACUGAAAACGGAGAAACUGCGCUUCAUGUAGCAGCCUCCGUAAAAAGAAGCAGCAAACAGGAAGAGAAGUUUGUGAAAAAUUUGGUGGUUAAGAUGAGGGGGGAAGACUUGAUACUUGACAAUAAGGAUUUCAACACCGCCCUCUAUUUAGCAGCUGCGGCUGGAAACAUUGAAAUAGUUAGGAUUAUCGUGGAAAAGAACAAGAGGUCGAGGACAAUCCCUGGUUCUACAGCGCAACUGAUGCCACUAUAUGUAGCUGCCUUGUUUGGAAAUUAUCAAGUGGUGAAGUAUCUGUAUGAUGGAUCAAAAGGGUUGCAACAUGAAUAUUGGAAUGAUGAGAAUAAAGGUUCGCUUCUUGAGAAAUGUGUGGAGGCUGAUAUGUUCGAUAUCGCCCUGGAUAUGGUGGAGAGGGAUCCGUCUCUUGGAAGUGGGGGUGUACUUGAAAAUUUGGCACGAAAGCCAGAUGCGUUUGCGGAUACAAAAUCAAAUGUCAUCAAAAGAUACUUUAAUUCAGUUGUGGGAGCUUAUGAAAACGAAAGUGAAGCAUUGCAACUCCUGAAAAGAAUUUGGAAACAUAUCAUUUAGCAAUACUCUAAGCUAAAAAUUGCUUAUAUCCUUUCAAAUCCGAUUGAUUCGAUAAAUAUCUCUGACGUUCUGCCACUACAAGAUUUAGUUUCUGAACAUCUUUGCAAUGUUAACUAUGAAUAUUAAACUUUAUUAUGUUCAUGAUAUAUGUAUGUUAUGUAGUGAACUGUUAGUAGUAUUCGGAUGAUUUUGUAACAAGAGGUGGGUCGGAUCUUGUGCGGGUGAUUUCAAACUGCCUAAUGACAGUUAUUGCCGCCAAAAUCAACCGCCAUAGUUACACAUAUAUAUAUGUAAUAACCGGUAACUUUUAUGGUUACCAAGACAGAUUAUCCCGCCA